GCAGUAUUCCCUGAUUGGCUCUGCAUUGGAGGCAGUGAUUUUGGGGCAGAGAAUUUUGCAACACGUGGUAGUGAACUGUGAGGAGUUUGAGGGGUCUGAAGACUAAAAGAAUCGAAUGGUUUGUUGGCAGGACCUAGAAGAAUCCCUUAGGAUGAAGCUGAGUCUUACUAAGAUAGUUAAUGGCUGUCGCCUAGGAAAAAUAAAAAACCUGGGCAAAACAAGGGACCACACCAUGGAUAUUCCAGGCUGCCUUCUGUACACCAAGACUGGCUCCGCCCCACACCUCACCCAUCACACGCUGCAUAAUAUCCACGGGGUUCCUGCCAUGGCUCAGCUUACGCUGUCAUCCCUAGCAGAACAUCAUGAAGUCUUGACAGAAUAUAAAGAAGGAGUUGGAAAGUUUAUAGGCAUGCCAGAAUCACUCUUGUACUGCUCCCUGCACGAUCCAGUCAGCCCCUGCCCAGCUGGUUAUGUAACAAGCAAGUCUGUGUCUGUGUGGAGUGUUGCUGGACGAGUGGAAAUGACUGUUUCCAAGUUCAUGGCAAUUCAGCAGGCCCUUCAGCCAGACUGGUUCCAGUGCCUCUCCGAUGGAGAAGUAUCUUGUAAGGAAGCAACUUCCAUAAAAAGGGUCAGAAAGUCUGUUGACCGAUCACUUCUUUUCUUGGAUAACUGUCUGCGGCUGCAGGAAGAGUCAGAGGUUCUUCAGAAGAGUGUGAUCAUUGGAGUGAUUGAAGGUGGAGAUGUGAUGGAAGAGAGGCUGAGGUCAGCACGAGAGACAGCCAAGCGGCCCGUGGGUGGCUUCCUUCUGGAUGGUUUUCAAGGAAAUCCAACAACCCUGGAGACUAGACUAUGCUUGCUGUCAUCAGUCACUGCAGAGCUACCGGAGGACAAGCCAAGGCUCAUAUCUGGUGUUAGUCGGCCAGAUGAGGUGCUCGAGUGUAUUGAAAGAGGAGUAGACUUAUUUGAGAGUUUUUUCCCUUAUCAAGUAACAGAGCGGGGAUGUGCCCUGACUUUCAGGUUUGAUUACCAGCCGAAUCCUGAAGAGACACAAAUAGGGUCUCACUCUGUUAUCCAGGCUGGAGUGCAGUGGUGUGAUUAUGGCUCACUGCAACCUCAAACUCCUGAAAAAAGAACAUUCAAAGUGAAUUAUGAUGAAAAUUAUAAGAAAACCUUUGAACUGCUUGUACUACAACAAAAUGGAACACAAGAAGAAAUAAAAUGUAUGGAUCAAAUAAAGAAAAUUGAAACAACUGGUUGCAACCAAGAAAUAACAUCAUUUGAAAUUAAUCUGAAGGAAAAAAAGUACCAGGAGGACUUUAACCCGCUGGUGAGAGGAUGUUCCUGUUACUGCUGUAAGAAUCACACUCGGGCAUACAUCCACCAUCUGCUGGUGACCAAUGAGCUGCUGGCCGGAGUCCUGCUUAUGAUGCACAACUUUGAACACUACUUUGGGUUUUUCCAUUCCAUCCGGGAAGCACUAAAAAGUGACAAACUGGCACAGUUGAAAGAGCUCAUCCACAGGCAAGCAUCUUGAGAUCUUGCAAAUACAAGUCUUACUCCACACUGAGCCUGUACCACUGUUGUAACAUGGGAAGACGUGAAGAAGAAAUAAUCUGAGCUUUAAUUAUUUAUAUUUGGACAUAAGGUCUGCUAAAAUGAAGAAUAUCUGUACCAAACUGCUCACAUGAGGGUGAAGAGAUUUCUUCAAAAGACUUAAAUGACCUGGAUUGAUCGGAGAGAAUUGAACUGUGACCUUUAAAACUUCUAGACUAAUUCUUUUAGUUGAUAGAGAUUCAUUUAGUCAAAGACAAAAGCUUUAACUGUGAGGGCACAACAUUGAAGUGGGAGUGAUUAGAUUCUGAGGGACCAGUGAAUUGGAUUGAGGCUUGAGGGGAAAUGGUGUGAGACGCAUGGCCUCUGGACAUAUGCCUGUUGAUUUGAGAAGAAAUCUGGCUGGUUUGAGGGUUUCCUUUAGUUCACCCUCAUACUCUCAGGAGACUCUUUUGGAUACUUUUGUCUUCCACCCUGCCCUGGCAAUGCAGCCAAUCAGAAAUGGCUCUUGUGACUUAACCGGGCUUGGAUGUCUCUGGAAUGUGGAGCUUGAACAUUGCUUCUGUGAUCAUCUGUCCCAGGUCACACUCCUUCAUUUGACCACAUGGCCUAUUUGCAACUUCUUUUUACAGCCAAUGUAAUUGCCUGUUGGAGCCAAAAGUUUGCCCAGCUGCUUUCAUCUGGUUGUACAGAUCCAUUGUGGUCUGCCUUCCAGGCUCAUUAGUAGUCUACGUAAUAACUGAAGCCUUAUCUCUUGUGAAGAUUCAUUCUCAAUGUGUUCACUUGGACAGAGCCCUGCCUGGCCUAACAAUUAGAGGAUUAGUCUCCAUCCUGCUCAGAUAUGACUCCUGGGCAAUUCACUUAACUUCUCCAUGGCUGUUUCCUGCUGAAUAAAUAGGGACAGGUAUAAUGGAUAGGAAUGAAUGAACUUUUAAGAUACUGUCUAGCUCUAAAAUUUGAAGAACAAAAAGUUUUAGAUUAGAAUCAUAGCCUUAAUAGCCCUAAUUGUCAUCCUGGGAGACAGGCAACAGUAGAGAUAUUUGAGAGCCUAAAGAGAGGUUUGGCCUGUGGGUUUUUAAAUGGUUAUUGAAUUGGUAUCAGGAGAUCCUGAGGCUAGUAGGGGAAGGUAAUUCUUUCUAAGUUAUCUCUAUGUUUUUCAAGUUUUCUGUAAGGAACACACAUACACCCACAUGCACACACCAUAGUUUUUAUACAGACAGCAAUAACAAAACCAAAAAGAUGCCCCUUUUUUUGUAGGGGUAAGAAAUACAUUUGUUUUAUACUUCUAUGCUAUAUUUUGCUGUUCAAAAUUUAGUGGGCAUUACUUAAUAUUGUUUCUCAUUAUUUUGUGGCUGCUGUAUGUUUUAUGUGUUGGGAGCCCACUGUAUUAGGCCAUUCUUGUAUUGCUAUAAAGAAAUACCUGAGACUGGGUAAUUUGUAAAGAAAAGAGGUUUAAUUGGCUCAUGGCUUUGCAGGCUUUACAGGAAGCAUGGUACUGGCAUCUGCUUGGUUUCUGGGGAGGCCUCAGGAAGCUUACAAUCAUGGCAGAAGGUGAAGGGGGAGCAGGCACAUCACAUGACAAAAGCAGGAGCAAGACUCAGAGCAAGGAGUCACUUAUCACCAUGGGGAUGGCCCAAGCCAUUCAUGAGGGAUCCACCUUUGUGUUCCAAACACCUCCCACCAGGCCCCACCUCCAGCACUGGGGAUUACUUUUCAACUUGAGAUUUGGGUGGGGACAAAUAGUCAAAUUAUAUUACCCAUCUAUAUGGUUUUCUUUUUCUUAGUAUGGGAAUGUCCAUGAAUAAAUUCAUGGGCAUCCUCAUAACUCUUCUAUGAAUGGCAAGGGGUACUUACGGAAAACAGUUUUCCAAGGAUCUGAUUGUUUUGAAAUGUGUUGGAUUGGACUUGUUCAAAUGUUCAUAUUUUUGUUCAAUGCUAAAUGCAUCGUUAGUGGAGUAGUGGUAAAUAUUCCAGAAUCCAUAUGAAAUUCAUGAGUUUAUUUAUGUCUAAAACAUUGAAAACUGUGUCCAAUAUUGUUCAGUUUCCUGGGUCUUUUUCUUAUUAGUGCAUUUGAGAAAAAUAUUCCUUUCCUUUAUUGUAGUAAAUCUAUUAAAGGCAAUAGCCAAUAAAACAUUUUUAAUUUAAAAAA
Molecule: messenger RNA, 3700 nt
Organism: Symphalangus syndactylus (siamang)
Lineage: Eukaryota; Metazoa; Chordata; Mammalia; Primates; Hylobatidae
Gene: QTRT2
Product: queuine tRNA-ribosyltransferase accessory subunit 2
Source: RefSeq, a predicted model, not a curated record